Messenger RNA from Ochotona curzoniae (black-lipped pika), 1063 nucleotides. RefSeq names its product chromosome unknown C12orf43 homolog (gene CUNH12orf43). The transcript is spliced from 6 exons. NCBI's taxonomy places the organism in Eukaryota, Metazoa, Chordata, Mammalia, Lagomorpha, Ochotonidae. The record is from RefSeq and is a predicted model, not a curated record. Gene Ontology annotation, biological process: Wnt signaling pathway; Spemann organizer formation; negative regulation of Wnt signaling pathway. Bases 1 to 804 code for a protein of 267 amino acids.
AUGGCGGCGCCCAGUGGCUCCAUGAGCGAUUCGGACAGCAGCAGCAGCGAUGCUGAGGAGCUGGCGCGGUGCCGCGAGGCCGCGAGGCCGGCCUGGGGCCUGGAGCAGCGCCUGCCCGGGGCCGGGACGACAGGAGGCGGUGCUGCAAAGAGCCAGCCACCCGCCUCCCAGCCAAGCCUCAGGCACCGGGUAGACGAGCAUGAGCAAGAUGGCAACGAGCUGCAGACCACCCCCGAGUUCCGAGCCCACGUGGCCAAGAAGCUGGGAGCCUUGCUGGACAGCUCCAUUAGCAUCGCUGAGGUCGUGAGGGAGCCGAGAAAGACCACAGUGCAGAGAGAGGCCCCGGAGGACGACGGCUUCCGCCUCUUCUUCACGUCCAUCCCUGGAGACUCUGGAAAGGCAGCUGAACUCCAACCCCGCAGGAAACGACAGCCCCCAAGCUCCAGCAGCGAGGACAGUGACGAAGAAUGGCAACGGUGCCAGGAGGCCGCCGUGUCCGCCUCUGACAUCCUGCAGGAGUCAGCCAUCCACAGCCCCGUCCAGCAGGAGGAGGAGACCAGGAAGAAAAAGAAGAAGAAAAAGUUGAAAAGGAAAGCCCAGAAGGUGGCUGAUGUUGACUCAGCUGUGACCACUGCUACCACCGGGGCCACGGUCCAGAAGCAGGAAGAAGGGCUGGGCAAGGCCAACGGGGCCCAUGCAGCCUUGGGGACCAAGAAGAAGAAAAGGAAGAAAAAGGUGAGGAAGGCCCAUGAGACUGCUCCCCCAUCACCAACAGCAAGCCCAGAGGCCGCGCCAGCACACUGACCCAGUCUCCGGGCACAGGGCCCCACAGCACUGAGGACAGGCACCCUGGAGGUGGGACAUUUUCAUGCCCGCCUCUCCAAGGUCAGGGACUUGGCUGGCAAGGCUAGACUGGCCCACGAGACCUUGAUCAUGACUGGAGCCCACCCAGGGGUUGGGGCAGAAGAGUGGCUUCAGGGUGAGACAGCCUAGCCUUACCUCCCUCCAAGGGCCAAGGCAGACCCAGUACCAGAACAUUCCACGGUUCCAAGGCUCAGGGCUG